AUGGUCCGGACGCUGAACCUCGAGAUCUCCGAGGUCGCGACACAGGUCACGAACUCCUUCCAUGUGGCCGAGGCGCCGGAGCCAGACAGGGCCGCGCUCGCGUUCGAACGCGCGCGGGAGGCCAUGGGCCCUGUUAUGGCCGAGCUCCUGGAGACCAUUCAGCACCAGGACGACCCGCUCCUGAUCGACAUUGCCCUCAAGGCGGACAUGGUCGGCUUCGCUGCGGAGAUCGUCUCCGCGUGGGACUUCCAGCACCAGAGCAGGUCCGUCUUCAUGGGCGUAUACAAGCAGAUGCUGCGUUCAGAGUCUCAGCUCGUCGCGGGCCGCUGGCGCUCGCACGCGCAGAAGUACUCGAAGCAGCGCCUGUACAACGGGCGCGACCUCGCUGCGGGCUUCUCGCAACAGCUCGCCGAGCGCAUCGCGGACCUGCUCACCGUCGCGGGCGCGGCGACGACGACGGAGGUGGUGCACGCGGCGUACGCGCGGCACCUCGAGACCAUCGUGCGCACCGCGCUCGACCUGCAGCGCCUGAUCGGCGAGGAGGUCGUCGCGUGCGACUACGAGGUGCUCAUCGUGCACUUCGACACGGUGUUCGACGCGGUGCAGAUGGACGACAUUUAUGGGGGCGAGGUCGCGAUGGCUGGGCCGCCGGGGAUGGUCCCGCGCGUGCUAUCGACUGCGGACCUUGGCUUAAGGCGGGUGCACAAGGCGGCCGGCGUGGUGGAGGGCGAAGGCGAGGCGACGAUGCUGCUAAAGCCAAAGGUCGUGCUGGACACUAUCGUGUACGAGCUUGGACUGGUGGACGAUGAGGACGCGAGCCCUGCGUCGGCAGAGACUGCUACGUAG
Molecule: messenger RNA, 846 nt
Organism: Trametes versicolor FP-101664 SS1
Lineage: Eukaryota; Fungi; Basidiomycota; Agaricomycetes; Polyporales; Polyporaceae
Exons: 2
Coding region: 1-846 (281 amino acids)
Source: RefSeq, a predicted model, not a curated record